Lytechinus variegatus (green sea urchin) is the source of this 96-nucleotide messenger RNA. Its product is annotated as uclacyanin-3-like. The record is from RefSeq and is a predicted model, not a curated record. The annotation marks the transcript as partial. The transcript has 2 exons. Lineage: Eukaryota; Metazoa; Echinodermata; Echinoidea; Temnopleuroida; Toxopneustidae.
UCACCAUCUUCAUUAUCACCAUCACAACCAUCGUCACCAUCUUCAUUACCAUCACAACCAUCGUCACCAUCUUCAUCAUCACAACCAUCGUCACCA